GAGCAGGGGCGCCACGUCACCCUCUCGGCACAGAGAGACGCCGCUGAGCCCCAGCUGUGGGCGGCGCUGAGCUGGUGACUGUGUGUCGGAGCCGUGACGGUGACGGUGGUCGGAGCAGUGGUGGAGGCAGCGCUGGACAGAGUGCUCCCGGGAUCCUCCGGUCGCGAUGAUGACUCUCCCCCGUGCCGCGGCGUGCGCGCUCACGGCGCUGGCCGUGCUGUCUCUGCCAGCGGCGCUGUCCGCUGCCGACGCUGCGGCCGCCAAGCACGUGGUGCUGGUGACCACCGACCAGGAGGCGCAGCUGCUGGUGGCCGAGCUGGCACAGCUGCUGGCAGCCGAUCACCGGGUGACGGCCGUGCUGUACGGCGACUUGGGCCCGGAGCCGGCGCCGCCAGCCGCCACCGUCCGUCUGGCCACCGCCGAGUCUGACCCGGGCCGGCGGCUCUCGUGGCUGGAGCGCUGGGAGCGGCAUCCGCUGCUCACUCCGGACGCGGUGGUCGCCUCGCGGCUGGCCGGCUGCGGCGCGCUGCAGCGGACCGGCGUGCUGGCCGACCUGCGGCCCGACCUCAUCAUCACCACACUGUUCCUGGACGACGCGUGCGUGCUGGCGCUGGCGCCGGACGCAGCCGUAGUGGGCCUGAUGCCCUCGUCGGUGGGCCUGCCGUGGGUGACGCAGCAGCUGGGCGGUCACUACCCCGUCAGCCGGCUGCCGGUGCACGGCUACCCGCUGGGCGACGGCGACUUUUACGCGCGGCUGGGCAACCUGUGGCGCUGGUGGACGGUGACGCGGCUGACGCAGCGCCAGUACCAGGUGCCGGCCGCCGCGUUGGUCGGCCACACCGACCUGGAGGCCGCCUACGAGCGCGUCUCGGCCGUGUUCGUCAGCGGCGACUCGCGCCUCCAGCAGGACGUGCCGUGCGACCACCGGCUCCGCUUCCUGGGCUGCAUCGAGUGCGCCCGCUUCGGCGACCUGCCCAAGGACCAGCAGUCGGCCGUCAGCACGGCCGGCCUCCUGGUCAUUCGCCUGGACCAUCCGUACACCACCCUGCCGGACAGCUUCACGGCCACCCUCACAGAGGGCGUCACCGGCUCGCCGCUGACGCCGAUGGACCUUAGCAAUGUGACCAAGGAGGGAGCGCCGAGGAUCGUCCGCAGCUCGGCACCCGCCUCCGACGCCCUCGCUCACCCACGGGCGCGGCUGCUGGUCAGCGAGUGUUCGCCGGCCUCCGUCCUGCUGGCGAUCCAUUUCAGCGUGCCAAUCAUCUGCAUUCCGUUCACGGCCGGUCAGAAGAUGGCUGCCGCCAGGGCCGUGGCGCUAGGCGUGGCCACUCAGCUGGACCGCCGUCAGCUGACCGCCGACGCUCUCCGCUCGGCCGUCACCACGGUCACCUCGUCCGCCGGCACGCGGCGGGCGGUGCGCGCCUGGGCGGACGCGCUGCGCCAUGACGCCGUCUCGCCGGCGGCGCAGCUGGCGCACCACGUGCGCCACCUGCUGCUGUUCGAGCGCGCGUGGCGGCGGCGGCCGGCGCCCACCCUGCUCCAGUACUACUGUCUGGAUGUGCUCGGCACGGCGCUGGUCAGCGGCUCCGUGGCACUGGGCACGGUGGCACUGCUGUUCUACUGGGUGUUCCGGGUGAUCGCGGCCAGGGCGCAGCCGGAUAAGGACAAGGUGGAGUGAUGGCUGGGGUCAGCGAUAAACGAAGUCGCUGCCGACUGAAAGACUACAAUGGAGCUGGGACCUGGGUAGUGUCGACCGUGUCCCGGCUAUUGUUACCGGCUGCUCGGGUCGAUCAUGAUGAACAUCCAGAAGUUCCUCCACUGAAGAUCCUAUAUGAAGAUACUCCACUCCGCUGACCGUUCGCUAAGCGCCUACACGGUGCACACCGCACACAAAGACAGCGCAAUGCAGCCUUUUCCUAGCGGCAAGAGUGCAAGCCGGCCCCAAAAAUACAGUCAGGCCAGGUGUAGGCCAGGCCAGGCCGUCACGCGAGACAGGUGUAGCUUCAGUGCGACAAAACGUGGCCGGUGGCUUAGUGACACUCAUUCACAUUGCGUGUCCAGGAACGUUUUAGGACGAGAUCUAAGGUUAUCCCGUGAACCUUGACAAAUAUCGCAGGUCAACAGUUACUGGUCGCGAGAUGUUAGUCGCAGCCCAACAUCAGCCAACAGUGAGCCAUGCCGGGAUGGUGCGGGAAAUGGUAAAUAGACCGACAUCGUGACCUCAGCCGCCGUCAGAGGUCAGCUCACCCCCAGCACCGGGCCCGGCACCCCGUCGGGCGAGCCGAUCUCACCUCUACUGCAGACCUAUCAUUCCUCCAGCUCUGCAUUCUGAGAUCCUAUAAUGUCAGUCGGCUGUUGGGUCAUUGAGCUGAUGUCUGUUAAGACAUACCAGCAUACGUGAUUCCCAUGUGUUCAUAUCUUUCACAUGAAAAUAUAACUGUUGCAGGUUAUAGCUUA
Molecule: messenger RNA, 2457 nt
Organism: Amphibalanus amphitrite
Lineage: Eukaryota; Metazoa; Arthropoda; Thecostraca; Balanomorpha; Balanidae
Product: UDP-glucuronosyltransferase 1-2-like
Exons: 4
Coding region: 167-1678 (503 amino acids)
Molecular function (GO): UDP-glycosyltransferase activity
Source: RefSeq, a predicted model, not a curated record